Sesamum indicum (sesame) is the source of this 1200-nucleotide messenger RNA. The record is from RefSeq and is a predicted model, not a curated record. Lineage: Eukaryota; Viridiplantae; Streptophyta; Magnoliopsida; Lamiales; Pedaliaceae.
UAUUAACAAGAGAUUUGGAACUAUUACAACUUUGAGAUCCAGGCACAUUAAGGAUCUUCCGGAGGAGGUGAUGAGAGUGAGGAGUACGUGCAUGGAGCCACUACCGGAAGAGAUGAAAACACAGAGUGUUAGAUUUGUAAAAUCUCAACUUCUUGGUGGCAAGGACAGUAAUGUUUGUUCUUACAAGCAAAUGGAGAUCCCAAAGAGCCCCAACCACGCAAUGGAGUUCCUCAGUAGAUCAUGGAGCCCAUCUGCAUCUGAUUUCCUACACGUAUUUUCAUCCAAUAACCUCUUGUUGUCUAGAGACACAAAAGAACAAGAUGAUAGAAGUUUGACGAGUGGAGGCAGCACAAAUACAGCGGUAAUACAGCAAGACAACAUUAAGAUGGACUUCAAACACCCAAAGACAUGGCUAAGGGGAAAAUCCUGGACUACCUUAUUAAGGUCACCAAAGGAGCAGAAGAAAGAGGAAAAGCGACUGCACACAGCCCAGCUACAUGCUGCCCUUUCACUCACUCAGCUUGCUGCAGCCAUUGCUGGAACUGCCAGCAGCGUAGGCAAACAAGAGAGUUCUCCAUUCCAAAAUGGAAGAACAGAAGUACCAAGUCAGGAUAUGGGCGAUGUACUCUCUUCUGCUGCUGCAUUAUUAACCAAUGUGUGUGCUGAAACAGCAGAAUCACUUGGUGCUCACAAGGCACAAGUUAGAACAGCUGUUGAAUCCGGCAUGGCCAUUCAAAGUCCAAUAGACAUGAUAGCAGUUACAGCUACAGCAGCAACAUGUUUAAGAGGAGUUUCCCUUCUGAAAUCAAGAGCCAUGGAAGACCCUUUUUCCAGGAUUCAAGAGAUGCUUAAAAUAAGUGCCGAGAUCUGCACAAUUAUGCCUUCUGGACGCAAAGAAUGCACAAGGGUCAGUGUCUAUCUAAAGCAUGAUCAUCUCGUGUUCUGUUUCAGAAAGAAGUACUUUGGAGGAGCCUUGACAUCUGCAAAAGAGUAUCAGAUCACCAACAUUAGUGAGGAGAGGACGGAGCACCAGGGGAACUCUUUGCUGUGUCUGAAGACUAAGAACGGUAUUAUAAAGCUGGUAUUCGAAGAUGAGAUGCAAUCAAAAAUCUGGAUAUCAACCAUUCUCAAUCUCUUGGAGAUGCGCAACCCCAGCCGGCAACGGCAAGCUAUUCAUACUGAUUAGCCAUUCUCAACUCA